Molecule: messenger RNA, 468 nt
Organism: Mastomys coucha (southern multimammate mouse)
Lineage: Eukaryota; Metazoa; Chordata; Mammalia; Rodentia; Muridae
Product: histone H2B type 2-F
Exons: 1
Coding region: 50-430 (126 amino acids)
Cellular component (GO): nucleosome
Molecular function (GO): DNA binding; protein heterodimerization activity; structural constituent of chromatin
Source: RefSeq, a predicted model, not a curated record
CGUAGUUGCCUCGUCCACUUUACGUCGCAUCUUCGAACGCGGAGGAAAAAUGCCGGAUCCAGCGAAGUCUGCCCCUGCACCAAAGAAGGGCUCGAAGAAAGCUGUCACGAAAGUACAGAAGAAAGAUGGCAAGAAGCGCAAGCGCAGCCGCAAGGAGAGCUACUCUGUCUACGUGUACAAGGUGCUGAAGCAAGUGCACCCGGACACCGGCAUCUCCUCUAAGGCCAUGGGAAUCAUGAAUUCCUUCGUGAAUGACAUCUUCGAGCGCAUCGCAGGUGAGGCUUCCCGUCUGGCGCAUUACAACAAGCGCUCGACUAUCACUUCCCGGGAGAUCCAGACGGCGGUGCGCCUGCUGCUGCCGGGGGAGCUGGCUAAACAUGCCGUGUCGGAGGGCACCAAGGCCGUCACCAAGUACACCAGCUCCAAGUGAAGUGCACCAGAGACGUGAUUGAUCGGCUUUACCCAAAA